ACAUUUUCUCGUUCUGAAGUCUGCGAUAUUGUGAUUUGUGAUAAGAAUAUGGUGGUUAAUGUGGUUUCUGAGGAAGUGUUUUUGUAAAUUUCAUUUUUAAAUUACUAGUUAUAAGACUUUUAAGGUCAAAUAUUCCACAAUGGCAGAAGCAGCUGUAGAGGAUGGGUCCUUACAAAAGUUUUACUGUCACAUGUGCAACGUACAGUUUCAAGAUGCCUCUGCUAAUUUCACAUGUCCCCAUUGCUCGGACGGAUUCGUUGAAGAGUUGCAAGAGACUCCAGAUGGAAAUGACGAGAUGGCCGACGUUGAAUGGGAAGAUUCUGAAGUAGCGGAUACACUAAUGACUGCAUUGCCUCUGGAUUUCAUUGAGGAACGAAGAACUCGAUCCAGAUCAGAAGGGAAUCGUCCUGGCAGAAGGUACGCUAAUCGCGCCAGGAUAGUUAGACCCAGGACUCUCACAAGACUGGCUACCUCCAAUUUAAGACAGCAAAUACCACUUGAACAUCUACUACAAGAUUUUGUUGUGAAUUUAGGAAUGAACUGGGCUACCCCUCAAAAUAUGCAGGUAUUUCUGGGACAUCCCGGCGAUUAUGCCUGGGGAAGAGAAGGACUGGACGCUAUUGUUACUCAGCUAUUGAACCAGAUGGACAGCACAGGUCCACCACCUGUUUCUAAGGAAGUUAUCGAUGCCCUACCGAUAGUCGAAGUAACUGAGGAACAGGUGAAUGUGAAACUGCAAUGUUCAGUAUGCUGGGAAGAUUUCCAAUUGAGAGAGUCUGUUCGUCAGUUGCCAUGUUUGCACAUUUACCAUGAACCUUGCAUAAGGCCAUGGCUGGAGUUGCAUGGAACUUGCCCCAUCUGUCGGCAGAACCUAGUAAAUAACGAACUUUCUAGUGAUAGUAACCAAGACACUGGCUCUGGAGGUGGAGGUAGCAGCAACUACAAUCUUCUGAGACUGUUCCAAUCUCGAAGUAGUAAUUCCUCCAACGGUUCUAGUUCAAGUUCUUUAGAUAAUCAAGGGGCUCGAACAAGAUCGAGGUCGCAGAGUGAUUCCAAUAAUUAACUGGUAGAUUUGAUAUUUGAAUUGUGCUUGCUUUGAAGUCAUUUAAUAAUAAUUAUACAUGAAAUGAUAUUUGAAUUAUUCCAAAUAAUAUGUACGAUUCAGGAGAAGAAUAAAAAGCGGCAAUACUUUUUUCCCAUUUUUGAAAUUGAGGUAUUCUACAGAAAUUUUUGAGGAGUAUUGUUGAAAAGCGGCCAUCCUUCUGGAAAGGAAAAUUGUGCUUGGUUUGACACUGCUUAUCUUUUAUUCAUAAAAAGGAUUUUGUGAAGGGAUUGAUAAUUAGAAAAUAGCGUUUUGCUUUAUUUUCUGGUGGGUGAAGAAAAUGGAAAACGGAAACAGAAAUGAAGAAAAAAUUACCAUAUUCUUAAGAAAAUUUGUAGAUCAUCCACACAUGUCUUUUUUAGAUGCAAAUAGGAGAAAUAGUAUUGGAAAAACGUCUCAAGGAUACUGAAUUACAUUACACAAACAUCUAUUCAUACAUAUAUUCUUAUAUAUUUAUUUAUGUCGUAGCAUUACUGAUGAACAAUUUAUAUCAAUUUUUUAAUUACAGAUAUUCAAUGUACUGUAUUCAAAAAAAGUUGGUUUUUCCUAAUCCAAUAUCCUUAAAGUAGAGUAGUUGUUCCAGAUAAAUCAUUUCUUGUUGCUUGUAUUUAAAAGAAACUUCUGUGGAUCUCGAAGAGUAUUGAUUGAUAUUUUAGAGUUUUCUUCCUUUAACGGACGUUUUUCAUUUUUUCAUUCCUGUGGAUGAGAAAAGCAACACCAUCUACUACACUCUAAUUCUUCCCCUGGAUUACCUCGGAAAUAAGUAAAUUUGUUGUGCUUCAUCUGAAAUGUUUCAUCUGAAACUAAGCUGCAAAACGUGAUACUCAAGCACUUUGGAACAAUUUUUUUUUGGUGUGAAACAUUGAAGACAUAACCUAAAAGUAUUUAAAGCGGAUCCGAUUCAUGAAAAAAUUGUUUUUACCCAUCUAAAAUGUUUCAUUUGAGGCUGCGACAAGAGUAGGCGAAGGUGAAACAUUUUAUAUGUGAAAUUGUUUUUUUUGAACCGCACUGUUCGUGAUUGAAAUCGAGUUUUAUUUGGCACAUUUCUUGACGUUUCCACAACUUUCGAAGUUGUCUGUUUCUGUAUUCUGUUAUUUCAUUCAUGUUGUGAUUCUCAAUAUAAUUGACUUAUCAUAAAAACACACAUUGAGUUGCUGCUGGAAACUAGCGAUUUUAUAUCGGAAAUUAUGUUGUUUUAUUUGUCCACCCAUCACUGCAGCAUCACAAAUUAAAUACUCAUAAAAAACUUUGUUGUCAAAUGGAAAAAGUGAAUGUUUCGAUUCAUUCCAUCAACAAUUUUUUACUUAAUAUGCAGAAUUGCCUACAUUAUUCAUCUUUCAAUGAAACCUUGGCAGCUCUCGUUAUUACAAAGUUUUUAAAACUUCUGACAUACUUACUGAUUUUUUUAGUAAUGUAUCUGAACCGUUUUUUAUAAUUUUUCCAUGUUUUCGAUAUUUAGUUAUCUGUUUCACAGUUUAAAUCUAACUUAACUGAAGUAAACGUCUCUAAACAAACUUUAUCUGAUCUGCCUAACUCAACACCUAGUGAAAAAUUUAAAAAUUCCAGUCGUAGUUUAUGUAAUUUCCUAAUUAGAUAGCGGAAUUAUUCUGAAAAAUAUGCUCACGAGUUAUACGUUUGUAAUCUCUUAUAAAGUUGGGUAGAUUGAUUUUUUUCUUGAAGAAAUACACUUGAGAUUAAUUAGUUUUAAUUCCUUUGAGAUUCUUAGUCAAAGUUACAACGGCUGAUGAAGACAGUAGUGGAGUUUUCUCAAUAACAAAAGUUGGAUGUACAUUAAUUGUACUGAAAAUUUAAUUGCAAUACAAUUUUUUUUGUGAUGUGUGUUUUUAUGAUAAACAACUGAUGAAUUUACAUUAGUCAUGUUAUUUACUUUGUAUAUAUAAAAAUUGUAUAGAAUGGACAAUUAAAAAAAUUAUGUUAAGAA
Molecule: messenger RNA, 3044 nt
Organism: Leptinotarsa decemlineata (Colorado potato beetle)
Lineage: Eukaryota; Metazoa; Arthropoda; Insecta; Coleoptera; Chrysomelidae
Gene: Iru
Product: E3 ubiquitin-protein ligase Iruka
Biological process (GO): protein ubiquitination; ubiquitin-dependent protein catabolic process
Cellular component (GO): cytoplasm; nucleus
Molecular function (GO): ubiquitin protein ligase activity
Source: RefSeq, a predicted model, not a curated record